Plectropomus leopardus (leopard coralgrouper) is the source of this 1431-nucleotide messenger RNA. RefSeq lists its product as uncharacterized. Gene Ontology annotation, cellular component: cytoplasm. Gene Ontology annotation, molecular function: protein binding. Lineage: Eukaryota; Metazoa; Chordata; Actinopteri; Perciformes; Serranidae. The record is from RefSeq and is a predicted model, not a curated record.
GGGAAGUGAUGCUGCGUCCUACGUGAGGCCGAACUUUGUCUUCUAGCAAACUAGUUGGUUCAAAGUGAAAUCAUCGCUGCGCUGGCCGGCCGCACUCGAAGUUGAUGUAAGAUGAGCGAGUCCAGCACUGAGUCGCCCCCUGACAUUGAAACGUGGACCAAAGAGGACGUCCAACACUGGCUGCUGACAGAGGUCAAAGUCGAUCAGAGUUGCGCCGACACGUUCAUGAAGGAGGACGUGUCUGGACGAUAUCUGGUUGACUUUGAGAAGAGAGAACUAUUAGGCAUAGGAAUAAAACACGGCCCUGCGGUCAAAAUCACAUCUCAUCUAAAAAGACUCAAAGAGGGAUCUCAGUUUGAGCCACAGUCCCCAGCGGACGUGGAAAGCUGGACAAAGGAGGAGGUGGCCCGGUGGUUACUGCAGAGCGUGAAGGUGGACGAUAAAAAAGCAGAACGGUUCAAAGAGGAAGAUGUGUCCGGAGAUUGUCUCGUUUGCUUCGACAAGCAGGAUUUUCUGGAUCUGGAGCUGAAAAAGGGCCCCGCUGUCAAGAUCAUGAAAGAGCUCGACCGACUGAAAAAGGAAGAGUCGCCGCCGCAGCCCGUCAGCCGCCCCUUCAGAUGGUCCCUAAGGGCCAAAAAUAAGCAAGAAAGCAAGAAGAUCAAAGCGCAGCUGCAGGAGACAAAGUGGAGAGAAACUGCCGAGAGUCCUGCCCCGCUGAUCAAAACCACCUUGGAUAAACUUUCUACAGAUGAUCGCAGGUCUUUUUAUUUCCAGCUAAGAUAUUACACCGAGUCGGGGUGCAAACCCAUUCCUUGGGGCAAACUGGAAGGUAAGGACACCACUGACGUCGCUACGCUGGUGACUGACCACUAUGGACAUGAUGAGGCUUUACACAUCACAAAGAAAAUCCUCCAAAGAAUGAGUCAGCGUCAGCUUGUUUCACAGCUGGACGGAAACACGGAUCAAGAGAAGCUCCGUUACAAAUGCUGUGACGAAGAGGAGGACACGGAGGACACAGUGAAGUCCGACUCAUCCUCCUGUUCCAGAUGUAAACACAAGAAAACGCAGGAGAGAAAUUCUUUUAGCUUCAACAUGAAUGUCAAAAUGACUUUGCCGUGCUGCAAAUAACCAGAUUUAAUGUGGCGGCUGGACAUUAAAAAAAGGCUAAACAUUUAUUUAACUGAUUUUUAACUCACUGAUGUUUUUUGGCACCAAAAUCUCUCCGAGUCAGUCCCACCGCUGUCCAUGUGGUUGCUGUUUUGCACAAUUUUGUUGUUUGCUGACUGAAAGAGAAGAGGAAGAUAAGAUUUAGUUUUUUUACUUAGCCGUUUGGGGUGACAUCUUUCCCAAAAUGUCCUGAAAAUGCAAAUGUAAGGUGAGCUAAAUUAAUGCAAAUAAAUGCUAUCAAGUUGCUUUCACCAUGGUUUAAAA